This is a messenger RNA of Tetrahymena thermophila SB210, 3492 nucleotides long. Its product is annotated as cation channel family protein. The transcript is spliced from 5 exons. NCBI's taxonomy places the organism in Eukaryota, Ciliophora, Oligohymenophorea, Hymenostomatida, Tetrahymenidae. The record is from RefSeq and is a predicted model, not a curated record.
AUGAUUAAAUAAACUACAUUAGAAGAUCACCCUUCUCAAGAUCGUUCUUCUAUUUUUGACAAUUUAAAUAAAAAUAUUUUGCAGAUUGAGAAAAAUUAAGUAUCAAGUAAAAUAUAGCACUUCGGUUUAAGUUAGAUAAAUUCAAAAAUUUCAUCACAUCAUAAUGAGAGUCUUGUAUUUUCAUAAUUCUAAUAGAACGUUUAGGAUAGUUCAAACUUCAAAUCUAGAAAUAAUUCAGGUUUUAGUGAUAAUAAUGAUAACCUAUAUCAACAAAAUAGUAAAUAAUAAACAUAAGAACUUAAUACAGGCCUGCAAGCCAUAUGCUAAAAUUAUUUCAGUGAUAAUUUUUUAUUUAACUAAGAGAAUAUCCUUAAAAGAAUGCAAUUAAAGGUAAGAAUGAAGUAGAUAUUAAAGUUUUUACCAAGCAAAAUGCUAAAGUAACUCAAUAUAAAUCAUUUAAAAUGGAUAGGAGAUUCUGCGGCUUAUGUAGCUGAUGAAAAUAGGAAAAAUGAAAGAUAUCAACAAUCUGAAAAUAGCUUAAUAAAUAAUAAGAAUUCAAAUGUUUUCUCAAAAAAAGUAGAAGCAAAUUAAUUUAUAAAAUUUAUUUUUAAUGUGCUAAGAUCAAUUUUAUAAAUAGAGAGGUUGCUUUUUGAAAUAGUAGAAAUAUCUCCAAUAAAUAUGAACUUUAUUCAGCUUAUCAAGCUAAUAAAAAAUAUUUUGCUAGUUUCACAUUAUUUUGCUUGUGUUUGGGUACAAGUGGCAUAUUGGGAAAAAGCUAGUCUUUCUAGAUGGAAUUCUAUCACAAAAACAUGGAUGGAUUAAGUAGAAAUUCUGAAACAUGGAGGCUGGGGAUCUUAGUAUAUAGCUGCUUAUUAUUUUUCCACAGUGACUAUGAUUACCGUGGGUUAUGGUGAUAUCUAUGCAGUUAAUGAAACAGAAAUGGUUCUUUGCAUUUUCACUAUGAUUAUAGCUUGUGGUUUAUUUGCUUACAGUAUAAAUUAAAUAGGUGUUAUAUUUGAAUAAUUUGGCAAAGAAUAGAAAUAAAAGGAAGGAAAUAUGUAUAUUAUUAACAGGUACAUGAAUUAACAUUAAAUUUCUUCACACUUUCAGUAUUAGAUAAGAUAAUACCUAGAGUACUAUUGGUCCCAGAUAAAAGAAAAUUAUGAGAAACAAGAGAAAGAAAUAAUAGGUUAACUUUCUGAAGAUUUAAGAUUUUAGAUGAAACAGGAAGCCAAUCGGUUAGUUUUGAGAGACACAAGUAUAUUUUCAAAUAACUUUUCUCAAAGUUUAAUAUUGCGUCUUGCAUCUUUAAUUAAAGAAAGCACACUAAUUCCAGAUUAGAAAAUAAUUUAAUAGAAUAGCGAUGACGACGAUGGGUCUAUAUAUUUUAUCAAAAAAGGUUCACUAAAAGUAAUUUUUGAAUAUAAUUUAGCUCAUAGCUAACAGUAGUAUGGUUAAAACUUAAAAUAUUCUGAAAAAGAUAAGGAGUUUAUUUUACUAAAAGAAGGACAGUAUUUUGGGUAAAUAAGAUUUUUUACAGGCCAGCCAAGAAAUGCAACAGUAAUUACAACUGAUUUUACCAAGUUGUUGAGCAUAAAAAGAGAGGAUUUUUUAAAUUUAAUUAAACAAUUUCCAUAAGAUUAUGAGACUCUAGUUCAAAUCAACCAUGUUUAUUAGAUGACUGGUAUAUUACAAAAUUGUGGUAUAAAGUGCUAUUCUUGCUAAAGUUUGCAUCACAGUGUAGUAAAUUGCCCUCUAUUGUAAUAUAAAUGUGAUAAAUAUAAGUUAAUGCUAAAAAAUAAAUUUCUUGAAUCUAAACAAGCCAGAGAUCCAUGCUUUAUUAGAGAAUGCCAAUUCAAAAGCCAUGCGUUUUAUUAUCUAUAAAUGAAUUAGAUAUCAAAAUUUGAUUUUUUGGAUUCUUUAAGUUUUAAUGAUCUAAAUGAAGAUAACAGCUAAGCUGAAAUUAGAAAUAAAAUAAAUUAAAAAGAGGAAUAUAGGCAAUUAGAUAGUCUUUUUCCUACUACUAGGUAAGAUAGUUAAUAUAAUAUCAGAUAAGAACGUAGUGACUAAAAAAGAAAAACAAUAUUAAAUCAAAAUCCUGAAUUUUCGAUUAGUUUGUCACCUUUGAAACCUGGAGUUUCUUAAGUACCUAGUAAGUUAAAAUACAGUAAACAAACUAGUAUAGAGACAUAAGAAAUUUCAUCAAAUGAAGAUAUCAGAAAACGAGCAUCAGUUCAAUAAGAAUAAACUUCAACAAAAGACUUUGAAGAUAUGAAAAAAUAAAAUGAUAAUAUGAUAAAAUAUUUUUUUUAAAGAAUUGAUACUCUGAUUGAACAAAGAAUAAAAGGACCAUAAUAUCCUUUUUAUGAAAUUUAGAAGCAUUAAUAGUAGUAAUAAAAUUUAGAAGAUAAUUACCAAAAUUAAGAUCCUUAUAAUGAUGCUUCUUAAAAUAAUUAAGAUGUAAAAUAAUUUCGAAGAAUGGCAUCAAGAAAAAAUACCACUUUAAGAAAAAGAAAAAGCACGUUUAUAUUAAAUAAUAAUAAUAAUAAUAAUAAUAAUAAUAACAAUAACAAUAAUAAUAGCAAUAGUUAUACUUUUAUUCAAGAUUAGCAAAAUUUAGCAAAUAUAAAUAAAAAUUAUAGCAAUUAGUAGUCAAAUAUAAAUAGCAAUUUAAUUUAGUAAAAUUCAAACAGCUAAAUCAUACUUACAGAUUAUCCACCUUAAUUUCAAACUAUAGGAUAAAGCCAAGAUUAAAUUAGAAGUAACAGAAAUAUCUAAUUCGGUUAAAAAUAAUAGAUUUCUAGCUAUGAAAAAAAGUUUUUAGAAUUUAGUAAAUUUAUUUAGUUACAACAAUAAAAUUUUGUAAAUAAUAAUUAACAACAACUUUAAAACUAAAAUCUUAACGAAAGUGACUUAUAUUUGAUUGAAAAUAGUUUUGACUCUUACCAUAUCUUCAAAAAAUUUCUUGUACACAAUAAUAUAGAUAAAAUUAUUUUAAAGAAGAAGAGGAGAAAAUAAUUAAAAAUUAAAAAAAGUGUUUUAAAUUAAUUACAUAUAAGCUAGUAAGCUCUCCCCUAAAAAAUUAUAAAGGAAAAGUCAUGGUACAGCCAAAAAUAACCAUAAAUAGAAAAUACAUCUAUUAAUUAAUCAUAUCGUGGGAUGAUUGAUAAAUCUGAGAAAUCUGAUAUUUAAACAAAUCAAAUAGAUAUUUCAAUAUGUUUUGAUGAGCAGACCAAUGCUAUACCCAACAGUAGCAACAGAUUUAUACCAAUUAACAAAUAAAUAAUAACAUGUUAAUUUUAAGAUAAUAAAAAAAUAAAUUCUAUUUCAGAUAUCAUCUCUGCAGCUAAUUAAAAUAGAAUCAUAUAAGCUUAAUUUGAUUAUAAUUUAGCAAAUAAUCAAGAAAAUAGCAAAAUAGAUCUUUAUCAAUUUUUCAAAUCACACAAUAGCUAAUUAAAUUCAUGUACAUUAUCUUCGAAUUUAGAUGAAUGA